Triticum turgidum subsp. durum (durum wheat) is the source of this 876-nucleotide messenger RNA. The record is from the annotation of a GenBank genome assembly. NCBI's taxonomy places the organism in Eukaryota, Viridiplantae, Streptophyta, Magnoliopsida, Poales, Poaceae.
AUGGAGCUCACGAGCAGCACGAUAUUGAAGCCGGUGCCGCACCCGCUCGUUGGCGAGAUGGUCCCGCUGACCAUCUUCGACCGCGCUGCCUCAGACCUGUUCGUCCCCACCGUGCUAGCCUACCUCGCGCCGGCGCCGUCCAACGAGGCUCUCAAGGAAGGCCUUCUCAAGGCCGUCGCGCCGUAUCCCCACCUGGCGGGGCGCCUCGCCGUCGAUCAGCUCGGCCGGCGCUUCCUCCACGUGAAUAACGAAGGCGUGCUCCUAAUUGAGACCACGGUACCGGCUAACCUGGCGGACGUGCUCGUACAAGGCCGCAUAGCCACCGGAGUCGACCACCUCUACCCUACAGUACCAGAGCCAGAGGUACGUAUUCAUCAAUCGAUGGAGAUUUUGCUUCUUUCACGACUCAAUUCACAUGCAUGCUUAUGCCUUAUUACGUACAUACAGGAGAACAUUGGGGCGGCGCUGCUGCAGAUCCAGCUGAACAGGUACGGGUGCGGAGGUCUUGUGGUCGGGAUGUGCUCCCACCACCGUGUCGCCGACGGCCACUCCAUGAGCAUGUUCUUCACCGCGUGGGCAACAGCGGUCCGCGAGGGGAAGGACUUUACCAUGCCGACCCCAUUCCUCGACCGUGAGAAAACCGUGGUGCCCCGAAGCACGCCAACGCCGGUUUUCGACCAUCGGUCGCUGGAGUUCAUGUGUGGAGAUAGAAACGCCGCCUACAUCGUCGUCCCCAUGCACAGGAUCAAGAACCUCAAGGUGCACUUUACGGCCGAGUUUGUGGUCGACCUCAAAGGCCGUGUCGGCGCCCGCUGCAGCACGUUCCAGUGCCUGCUCGCGCACGUCUGGAAGAAGAUGACGAGGCUCGGGAUCUGA